Messenger RNA from Sitophilus oryzae (rice weevil), 2867 nucleotides. Its product is annotated as tubulin glycylase 3A-like. The record is from RefSeq and is a predicted model, not a curated record. Gene Ontology annotation, cellular component: cilium. The transcript is spliced from 14 exons. Gene Ontology annotation, molecular function: protein-glycine ligase activity, initiating. Gene Ontology annotation, biological process: cilium assembly; protein polyglycylation; cilium movement. Lineage: Eukaryota; Metazoa; Arthropoda; Insecta; Coleoptera; Curculionidae. The coding region runs from base 174 to 2825 and encodes 883 amino acids.
AUCACUUGGCGAACACCAUCCCCCGCUUUAGUGCUUUAGUGUAGAGUAGUUUUACAUUUUGCAAGUACUUCCUUCAAACGCAACGUCACGACGUCAUGCCAAGUAACAUGACAGCAAAAAAACAUCAAACUUAUUCUAUCCCAUAAAUUCAUAUUUUUACCGAUCUCACGAACAUGUCGAAAGAAGAAAAACUACGACCACCAUUACCCAGAGACACUUAUAAGGAAACCAAUAGAAUCUUAGAGAAAAUGAGAGAAACUGGCUUGAUAUUAGGAGGCAAAGAUUCAAAAACGGAAAAAAACAAUGAAAAAGAAGAAAAAAAUAAGGAAAAUGAACUAACGAUGGAGAAAUUGAAUAGGUUGGUGUCCAGUGCCCCUUCGUCACCGAAACUGCAAACUGUAACGGCCGAAAUACAGGAAACUGUAGACAGGUGUACCAGGAGAUCGAAGACGUGUUUGGAGAGUACGAAAUACAAAUGCACGAUUACCAGCGAUAGGUUGGCUCAAUUGAGAAAAACUGUAGAAAAUGCUACUAAGGAACACAGGACAUUUUCCAUAAAAGGUGGGUGGCCUAUUAUACGCAAGGAACUUCUCAAGAGAAACUGGAUCGAAAAAUACGAACAGGGCACCAAACAGAGAUCGCAGAGUGCCGAUGACGUCACCAGUAAUCUUCCCGUCAAACAGGAAUGGGAAUCUCCAUCAACUUAUGUAGAAAAAUGUGAAAGAACCGUAAUGUCCCGUAUGUUGUCAAGCUACGAUGUAGAUUUCUACUGGUCGAUGAGGAAGGAACCUUCCGAUCUACAGCACAGAGGAAAUGCCUAUAAACUGAUCAACAGGUUCAGCAGAUCGUUGUUUGCUUCCAAGGAAGGAUUGGCCCUUUUGCUUCAACAAUCUUAUUGGUAUUCUGAAGAAAAUAUCUCCAACAUAAGCUUUCCCAGAUGCUACGUUUUGGGUUUCCCCGAUCACUACAACCUAUUCGUAGACGAUUUCCGCCAAACAGCCUGCAUGGGCUUGCUAAAAUGGUUCACCCAAAGAUACGAAGACAAACUAGACGUGCAUUCGAUCGAAGGCAGCAUUCCCCAUUCGGCUUUACAGUUUGCUUUAGAUAGGUGUACGGAGUAUGUGGCUGAACAGAAACAUCUGGAUAUAGAUAAGGAGUUUCCGAGAGUCUGGGAUCACGAGUGGGAACAGUUUUUGGGGUUUUUUCACUCUGUGGUGCAUAAGGACGAGCUCUUUUAUGACUUUAAGGACAAAUUACUGACAAAAUAUGCACUGGCCAAGACCUGUCUUAAGGAAAUAUCCAGGUUCUGGCCCCAAUUCGACAUAGACGGCAUGAGGAACAUCUGGAUAAUGAAACCAGGCAACAAGUGCAGAGGUCGAGGCAUCCAGCUGAUCAAGAACAUCGCCGACGUAGACAAGAUCAUGGGUCUGAAGGUAAAAUACGUCGUACAGAAGUACAUUGAAAAGCCUUUGAUUAUAUAUAAGACAAAGUUCGACAUAAGACAGUGGUUUAUGGUUACCAACGUCCAACCAUUGACUAUCUGGAUGUAUAAAGACAGCUAUUUAAGAUUUAGUAGUCAGAUCUUCAGUUUGGAGAAUUUUCAUGAAUCUCUUCAUCUCACCAAUCACGCCGUGCAGUGCAAGUAUAUAAACGGUCAGCUAAGAGAUAAGUCACUGCCAGAUGACAACAUGUGGGAUUGUCACACCUUCAAGGCUUAUUUGAAGCAAAUCGGGUGCAUGGAAAAAUGGAACCAGGUUAUAUUUCCUGGUAUGAGACAGAGUAUUAUAUGCGCCAUGUUGGCCAGCCAGGAUACGAUGGAUCGCAGGCCAAACACUUUCGAAAUUUACGGUGCUGAUUUCAUUCUAUCCGAAGAUUUUACUCCCUGGUUAUUAGAAAUAAACUGUAGUCCUGACCUGUCCUUUUCCACGUCCGUUACCAGUCGUUUGUGUCCACAGUGCAUGGAAGAUAUCAUUAAAGUCGUUUUGGACCGAAGAAAAGAUUCCAACGCCGACACUGGCCUGUUCGAAAUGGUCUACAAGCAAAACUACCCCAAAACGCCCCCUUAUUUAGGGAUGAACCUGUCCGUGAGAGGCAGGAAGCUGUUUAGGACCAGGGGCAAGCCGCCAAAAAACGAGGGAAAGGAACCGCGGGAGAGGAUGUCCUUGGGCCUGUCGUCCAAAGUCCGAAAAUCUCUGGACUACUACAAGGCGGAAACCCUUCACGACAAUGUCGCGACCAAAUUGUUGCCGAAGCUGUUAUCACCAGAUAUCUACAAAGGACCCGUCAUCGAAGAUUUAAUGGAGGAAUUGCAAAAAUCAAUGUACGAAAGCGACAGCGGCAUAAAAUUCGUCCACCCCCGCACCGCCAACCCCGACAACCCGUGCCUGGAGCCAUCCCGCAACCACCUUCAGGACACGACGGCAAAGAAGAAGCCGGCGACGGCAGGACGCGCCGCCGAAAGGGUACCGCCAGCCAGAAAACCGCCAGCAAACGCAAGCGGGGAAAGCACUAGCCUCAAGCCGAGGAGCACGUCGUCGUCCGGUCAAGUAGGUUACGGUAGCAGGAAGAGACGGUACUACGGGCUGUUCCAGGAUGCGGUCGUACCGGAGCAACAGGAGGAGAAACCAUCGCGCGACUUGUGGGAAAGGGGGACUACCAGCAUCCUGAAGAACGGGGGAGUUUUGGGGAAAACGGUCCCUCCUGGAGGCUGUCUCGUAGACUUUAAUAAAAGUUUGGUUAGGACUUUGCCUUGUCUUAAUUUGCACACGUUCGAUUUGAAUAAACUGUUGCCUGAAAUUAAUGGUUCUUGUACCAAUGGAGCCUAAGUUUGUUAAAUGAGCGAUUAUGUCACAGCCUAUUCAUUGGGC